GCUCGCUCUGGACAACGCUAUGGCUGAGCCUGGGCGCAGCCUCCAUCCCUCUCCCCGAGGCAGGGGAAGAACUGAGCGGCGCACACUCCGGCUUCUGCGGCUGCUGCUCUGGGUUGGGACCGCCUUCCAGGUGACCCAGGGAGCGGGACCGGAGCUUCACGCCUGUAAAGAGUCUGAGUACCACUAUGAAUACACCGCGUGUGACAGCACAGGCUCCAGGUGGAGGGUCGCCGUGCCGCACAGCCCAGGCCUGUGCACCAGCCUCCCCGACCCUGUCAAGGGCACCGAGUGCUCCUUUUCUUGCAACGCUGGAGAGUUUCUGGACAUGAAGGACCAGUCGUGUAAGCCGUGCGCCGAGGGCCGCUACUCGCUUGGCACGGGCAUCCGGUUCGACGAGUGGGAUGAGCUGCCCCAUGGCUUUGCCAGCCUCUCAACCAACAUGGAGAUUGACGACAGCACCGCCGAGUCCACCGAGAACUGUACUUUGUCCAAGUGGGUUCCCCUCGGCGACUACAUCUCCUCCAACACAGACGAGUGCACGGCCACGCUGAUGUACGCCGUCAACCUGAAGCAGUCGGGCACUGUCAACUUCGAAUACUACUACCCAGACUCCAGCAUCAUCUUUGAGUUUUUUGUUCAGAAUGACCAGUGCCAGCCCAAUGCAGAUGACUCCAGGUGGAUGAAGACCACAGAGAAAGGAUGGGAAUUCCACAGCGUCGAGCUAAAUCGAGGCAAUAAUGUCCUCUAUUGGAGAACCACGGCCUUCUCAGUGUGGUCCAAAGUCUCCAAGCCUGUGCUGGUGAGAAACAUUGCCAUAACAGGGGUGGCCUACACGUCAGAAUGUUUCCCCUGCAAACCCGGCACGUACGCAGACAAGCAGGGCUCCUCUUUUUGCAAACUUUGUCCAGCCAACUCUUAUUCAAAUAAGGGAGAAACUUCUUGCCAUCAGUGCGACCCUGACAAAUACUCAGAAAAAGGAUCCUCUUCCUGCAAAGUACGCCCAGCCUGCACAGACAAAGACUACUUCUACACACACACAGCCUGUGAUGCCAAUGGAGAGACGCAGCUCAUGUACAAAUGGGCCCAGCCGAAAAUCUGCGGUGAGGAUCUCGAGGGGGCAGUGAAGCUGCCAGCCUCUGGCGUGAAGACCCGCUGCCCACCCUGCAACCCAGGCUUCUUCAAAACCAGCAACAGCACAUGCGAGCCCUGCCCUUAUGGCUCGUACUCCAACGGUUCUGAUUGUAGCCACUGCCCAGCUGGGACCGAACCUGUCGUGGGAUUUGAAUACAAAUGGUGGAACACGCUGCCUACGAACAUGGAAACGACCGUUCUCAGUGGGAUCAACUUUGAGUACAAGGGCAUGACAGGCUGGGAGGUGGCUGGUGAUCACAUUUACACAGCAGUCGGAGCCUCAGACAACGACUUCAUGAUUCUCACUCUGGUUGUGCCAGGAUUUAGACCUCCACAGGCAGUGAUGGCGGACACGGAGAAUAAAGAGGUGGCCAGGAUCACAUUUGUCUUCGAGACCAUCUGUUCUGUGAAUUGUGAACUCUACUUCAUGGUGGGAGUGAAUUCUAGGACCAACACUCCAGUGGAGACGUGGAAAGGUUCCAAAGGCAAGCAGUCCUAUACCUACAUCAUUGAGGAGAACGCUACCAUGAGCUUCACCUGGGCCUUCCAGAGGACCACUUUUCAUGAGAUAGGCAGAAAGUACACCAGUGAUGUCGCGAAGAUCUACUCCAUCAAUAUCACCAAUGUCAUGGAUGGGGUGGCCUCCUACUGCCGUCCCUGUGCCCUGGAAGCCUCUGACAUGGGCUCCUCCUGCACCUCUUGUCCUGCUGGCUACUACAUUGAUCGGGAUUCAGGAACCUGCCACUCCUGCCCCCCUGACACAAUCCUGAAAGCCCACCAGCCCUAUGGAGUCCAGGCUUGCAAGCCCUGUGGUCCAGGGACCAAGAGCAACAAGAUCCAUUCUCUGUGCUACAACGAUUGCACCUUCUCGAUCAGCACUCCGAGCAGGACUUUCAACUACAACUUCUUGGCUCUGGCAGACACCAUCUCUCUGGCCGGAGGGCCAAGCUUCACUUCCAAAGGGCUGAAAUAUUUCCAUCACUUUACCCUCAGUCUCUGUGGAAACGAGGGUAAGAAAAUGUCCGUUUGCACUGACAAUGUCACUGACCUCCGGAUUCCUGAGGGUGAGUCAGGUUUCUCCAAAUCCAUCACAGCCUACGUCUGCCAGGCGGUCAUCAUUCCCCCAGAGGUGACAGGCUAUAAGGCUGGAGUGUCCUCACAGCCUGUCAGCCUUGCUGAUCGACUUAUCGGGGUGACAACAGAUAUGACUCUGGAUGGAAUCACCUCCCGAGCUGAACUUUUCCACCCGGAGUCCUUGGGAAUACCGGAUGUAAUCUUCUUUUACAGAUCCAAUGAUGUGACUCAGUCCUGCACUUCUGGGAGAUCAACCACCAUCCGCGUCAGGUGUAGUCCACUGAAACCUGCCCCUGGAAGUCUGUCACUGCCAAGCACAUGCUCCGAUGGGACCUGCGAUGGCUGUAACUUCCACUUCCUGUGGGAGAGCGUGGCUGCUUGCCCGCUCUGCUCCACCGCCGACUACCAUGCUAUCAUCAGCAGCUGUGUGGCUGGGAUCCAGAAGACUACUUAUGUGUGGCGAGAACCAAAGCUAUGCGUGAGUGGCAUCUCCCUACCUGAGCAGAGAGUCACCAUCUGCAAAACGAUAGAUUUCUGGCUGAAAGUGGGCAUCUCUGCAGGCACCUGUACUGCCAUACUGCUCACCGUCUUGACCUGUUACUUUUGGAAAAAGAAUCAAAAACUAGAGUACAAGUACUCCAAGCUGGUGAUGAAUGCUACCCUUAAGGACUGUGACCUGCCAGCAGCCGAUAGCUGUGCCAUCAUGGAAGGCGAGGACGUGGAGGAUGACCUCAUCUUUACCAGCAAGAAGUCACUCUUUGGGAAGAUCAAAUCGUUUACCUCAAAGAGGACUCCUGAUGGAUUUGACUCGGUGCCACUGAAGACAUCCUCAGGAGGUCCAGACAUGGACCUGUGAGAGGCACUGACCUGCCUCCCCUGCCUCCUCACCUUGGCACAUCACCUUGCAAGCCUGUGGCGAUUUGGGUGGAGCUUCCUGCAACACCCACUGCUGAAAAUCUCUUCAUUGUGGCCUUAUCAGAAGAAGUUUGAAUUUCAGAUCUUUGUUUUUUUUUUUUUAUAAAGUACCCGAACUUUCCUUUCUGCUUGCCUCGAACCUACCAAAUAUACCCAUACUUUGUUUGUAUAUUACUCCCUUGCUUGCAUCUUGUUUCCCAAAUUGGUCAAGUCGCCGGAGCCACAGCUUCAUCUGCUCAUAAUUCUUAUAGCUCUGAAACGAAAAGACUUCUCUCUUCUUAAGUAUAGAAACGACAUCCUCUGACAGCUUAUUUAAGGGUGGAAGCAACUAGGAGUUUCCCUGAUCAUAUGCCCUUGGCUCACGAUCUUUUUUAGGAGGUAGGCUGGGUAAGGAGGGUACUGGGAUGCCUUGAUAGACCAUCUUCAUGGUUGCCUGGAUUCAUCUCUCCUGGAUAACCAGCUCAAACUGAGUGUAAUGGAUAGGCCGAGGGCCAGAUGAGUAAGGCCUGGGCAAGAAAAGGCUUGAUAAGCACAAAGACAGACAAUAAGGAAGGUUUUGUUUUAGUCUUUAAACUAGGUACUUCGAUUCCCUUUUCUUAAGUAAGUGAUAAAUAUUCUCAUUGGAGCCAAAGUAAAAAGUUCAUUAAGAAAAUGCCUGAAGGCCAGGUGUAUCUACUUUUUCUAUUCUUUUUUAAAUCUCUCACUAUCUCCCUAUAACACUAAAGAAUCAUGUAAGCACCAAACCCAGGUGGUCUAGAUUAUGUCUGUACCCACAGAGAUGACAAACCCUACCGUUGAGGAAAAUUCCCCAUACUUGAGUGCCCCGUCUCAAGAGGCUUGGGCUGUGUCAUGAAACAGGGGUACCAUAUUUUACAAGAAUACAAGGAGACCAAGGUUUUAAUGGGGCCAUACUGGGGGAUCCAGCCCACAAUGGGAUGGACCUGAGGUAGACAUGUCUGCUUCUAAGCUUUUAGUCUGCUCAGCCACAGAAUAAACAACUUCUAGGCUGGCCAAGAAAGGAAGUGACUUCCAGGCCCAUACCCCAGCAGCAGAACCAGAUCAAUCUUCAAGGAAGACCAGAGGAGUUAAACAAGGUGUUCACCAAAUUGGGACACUUCGCACUUUCAAGCCCCUGUCCUUCCCUUUUCCCU
Molecule: messenger RNA, 4271 nt
Organism: Pteropus alecto (black flying fox)
Lineage: Eukaryota; Metazoa; Chordata; Mammalia; Chiroptera; Pteropodidae
Gene: ELAPOR1
Product: KIAA1324 ortholog
Exons: 22
Coding region: 20-3061 (1013 amino acids)
Biological process (GO): positive regulation of vacuole organization; autophagosome assembly
Cellular component (GO): extracellular exosome; late endosome; lysosome
Source: RefSeq, a predicted model, not a curated record